AUUGUCUCAUUACUUGCAUUACUAAACACUAGUGUUUGUCUGACUCACUGCUGCUGUCUAUAAUCAUUUGAUUCAGUGGAUUUAAUGACAGAUUUUUUGAUGAUAGCAUGACUUUCAGAAUGAGUCUCUCUGAAGACACAAAGACAGAUGAGAGUCUGUCAGUUUUACCUGAACACAGCAAUGUGAGAAAACAAUCAAUGGAUCGUUUACAUCUCUGUAUGGAGGAAAACUCUUCUACUGAGCACAGUCUUUGUCUGAACGAAUCUCCUGAACCCAGCUGGAUAUCUAUGAAGAGUGAUGAUUCAAUGGAUCAGCCAAUAAAAUUCAGUUUGGGAGACUCCUCCACUGAUCUGAGAAAAACACCUGAUGAAUCAGAAUCAAAUAUUGGAAAAAACUUGGACUCCAUUUUCAAGGAAGUUGAGUACAAAAUCAUCUCUGUAAUGAAGAAUGAGUUAAACAGUUUGAAGAGAAUGUUAAAUCCAGAUUACCCAGAAUCUUCUGAGAGGAAGGAGGAGGAUGAUGAUAAGAGUCAUAGCAGAUUUAGAGAGGCGUUUCUGAAGAUCACACUGCACAUCCUGAGGAAGAUGAAGCAGACAGACCUCGCAAACACACUACAGACCAAACUGAUGCCCACAUAUCAACAAAAGCUCAAAUCCAGACUAAAGGAGAAGUUUCAGAAAAUUAAUGAAGGUAUAUCCAGUCAUGGAGACUCGACACAUUUGAAUAAGAUCUACACAGAACUUUACAUCACAGAGGGAGGGAGUGGAGAGGUCAAUACUGAACAUGAAGUGAGACAGAUUGAGACAUCAUCCAGGAGACCAGAGACAGAGGAGAGACCAAUCAAAUGCACUAAUAUAUUUAAAGCGUUACCUGCAGACAAAGCCAUCAGAACUGUGCUGACUAAAGGAGUUGCUGGAAUUGGAAAAACAGUCUCUGUACAGAAGUUCAUUCUGGACUGGAGUGACGGCAAAGAAAAUCAGGACGUUCAUUUUGUAUUUCCAUUUACUUUCAGAGAGCUGAAUUUGAUUGAAAAAAAUCUCAGUCUUAUGGAAAUCGUGAAUCACUUUUACAUAGAAACAAAACAACUAAAAUCAAGAGAUUAUGAUGACUACAAAGUCAUGUUUAUAUUUGAUGGUCUGGACGAGUGUCGACUACAUCUGAAUUUCCACAACAAUCCGACUUUAUCUGAUGUAACCCAAUCAACCUCAGUGGAUGUUCUGCUGACAAACCUCAUCAAGGGGAAUCUACUUCCUUCUGCUCUGAUCUGGAUAACCUCACGACCAGCAGCAGCCAAUCAGAUCCCUCCCGAAUGUAUCGACCAAGUCACAGAGGUACGAGGAUUCAACGAUCCUCAGAAGGAAGAAUAUUUUCGAAAAAGAAUAUGUGAUCAGAUCCUGUCUGAAAGAAUCAUCACACACAUCCGAUUAUCAAGAAGUCUGUACAUCAUGUGUCACAUCCCGGUCUUCUGCUGGAUUUCAGCCACUGUUCUAGAGCGAAUGUUGAGCGAAGCAGAGAAUAAAGCAGAGAUCCCCAAGACUCUCACUCAAAUGUUCACACACUUCCUGAUCUAUCAGACCAAACUGAAGAGUCAGAAGUAUGAUGGGAAACCAGAAAUAGAUCGUGAUCAGGCUAGAAAGAGCAUUUUUGCACUAGGAAAGCUGGCUUAUGAGCAGUUAGAGAAAGGGAACCUGAUCUUCUAUGAGGAGGACCUAAAAGAGUGUGGCAUUGAUGUGAAAGAAAUGUCAGUGUAUUCCGGAGUUUGUACUCAGGUCUUCAGGGAGGAGCAUGGAAUUCACCUGGGGAAAGUGUUCAGUUUUGUACAUCUGAGCAUUCAGGAGUUUCUGGCUGCUUUAUUUAAGAUUCUGUGCUUCUUUGAAACUUCGAAACAAACCUCAGGACUCUGGAAUAUGUCAAGGACAAAUUUGACAGAUUUACUGAAACAUGAAGUGGACAAGUCCUUACAGAGUGAGAACGGACACUGGGACCUUUUCCUCCGGUUCCUUCUGGGUCUCACACUGAAGUCUAAUCAGAUUCUCUUACAAGGCCUCCUGAAAAAGACAGUAAACAGCUUGCAAAGCAUUAAGGACACAACUGCUUACAUUAAAGAGAAGAUCAGGGAGAAUCAAUCUCCAGAGAAAUCCAUCAAUCUGUUUCACUGUCUGAAUGAACUGAACGAUCAGUCUCUAGUGCAGGACAUCCAGUCAUAUCUGACCAGAAGACGUGGGAGUCGUCUCCCUGGAGUUAAACUGUCUCCUGCUCAGUGGUCGGCUCUGGUGUUUGUGUUGCUGAACUCGGAAAAGGAGCUGGAUGAGUUUAAACUCAGUAAAUAUGAUCCAUCAGAAGAAUGUCUUCUGAGACUGCUGCCAGUGGUCAAAGCAUCCAAAAAAGCUGACCUCUCCAGUUGUGAUAUUACAAACAAAGGUUGUGCUACUCUGGCUUCAGUUCUGAGAUCAAACCCCUCACACCUAACAGAACUCAAUCUGUCUGUGAAUAAUCUUGGAGAUUCGGGAGUAAAGCUGCUCUCUAGUGCACUGGAGGAGUCACACUGUAAACUAGAGAAAUUACAGCUUUUCAGCUGUGGUAUUACAGAUGAAGGUUGUGGUGCUCUGGCUUCAGCUCUGAGAUCAAACCCCUCACAUCUAAGGGAACUUGAUCUAUCCAAGAAUACACCAGGAGAUUCAGGAGUGAAUCUGCUCUGUAAUCUACUGAAGAACCCUCUCUGUAAACUGGAGAAACUAGAUCUGGGCUACUGCAGUAUUACAGAUAAAGGUUGUGCUGCUCUGGCUUCAGCUUUAAGAUCAAACCCAUCACACCUAAGACAACUGAAUCUGAACUAUAAUAAACUAGGAGAUUCAGGGGUGAAGCUGAUCUCUGCUGGACUGGAGAAUCCUCACUGUAAACUAGAGAAACUAGAUCUGGAGUUCUGCAGUAUUAAAGAUGAAGGUUGUGCUGCUCUGACUUCAGCUCUGAGAUCAAACCCAUCACACCUGAGACAACUGAAUUUGUCUGAUAAUAAACUAAGAGAUUCAGGGGUGAAGCUAAUCUCUGAUGUACUGAAGAAUCCUAACUGUAAACUGGAGAAAUUACAGCUUUACAGCUGUGGUAUUACAGAUGAAGGUUGUGUUGCUUUGGCUACAGCUCUGAGAUCAAACCCCUCACAUCUGACAGACCUGAAUCUCAGCUUUAAUAAAUUAGGAGAUUCAGAGGUAAAGCUGCUUUCUGCUCUACAAAGGGAUCCAAAAUGUACACUGGAGACAUUAAGGAUUUGACAAACAACAGUCAGAUACUCAUGGUGGAAACUCUGAAAACUGGUUAAUCAAAACAACUGCUGCAUGUCCUGAACACAGACUGUAAAAAAUUGUACAUAGACUUCCAUGAUGCCAAAAUAUCUCAACAAAAGCCGCUGACAUCUUGAGCCGAUGACGUCAUUUAAGCGAAGAGUCUGUACAGUAGUGAUCAUGAGGUGGAGCCACGGUAUCAAGGCCCCAUCCAUUUUUCCAUUAACUUAAUCACAAACACACAAAAUAAGUCAUAACACACUCUUUUAAUAGCUUCUAAGCAGGAUCACAGGAUUGUACGUUCAAAACAAAAUUUGGUUCAUUUAUAUUAAUUUAUUCAAGUGUAAAUAGCUUCCCUUGUUGGCAAAUGCUACAGCGCCGCCUACCAAUGUAUGACGUUUAAAAAAUCCACAUUUUUAGUGGCACAUGCAUUAGAUCGUUUUAUUUUAAAUAAAAAAUGUAGAAAAUGUUCGAAAUUUAAAACAUUAAGUACCUGUUUAUUAAGAAUGAAAGAAUUUACUGAGUAGGGUUAGGUGUGUAGGGAAAUAUUAGAUUCAGUUCAGUAUUACGUGUUUUUAAUUCUAUUCAAAAAAUAUUUCUGCAAACUCAAAAAACAAUUCAGUGCAAUUUAAUUGAAAAGAAUUAAAAUCUAUAAGAUUUAUUCCCUAUAUAGUGAAUGCUAAAUUGUCCACUAUAUAGGGAAGGAGUGAACGAAAAUAAGUGAGCAAUAGGCCUAUCGGACACUGAUGUACAGUAAAUACCAUGCUUCAAAGAGUACUGUCGCAAAGAUUCGUCAUAAACAUAAUGAUUAGCAUUAUGGAUUGUACUGUGAAAUGAUAAAGCUAAUUUUCUUACUGUUUGUCACAUUUGUCAUGGUUACUGUAUUAGUUGAUAAUAAAGAGGUCAAAAACAACUGCAAAUAAAUAAAAUAUAAAUAAAAUGUAUUCCUUUUAA
Misgurnus anguillicaudatus (oriental weatherfish) is the source of this 4232-nucleotide messenger RNA. Its product is annotated as NLR family CARD domain-containing protein 3-like. Lineage: Eukaryota; Metazoa; Chordata; Actinopteri; Cypriniformes; Cobitidae. The record is from RefSeq and is a predicted model, not a curated record. Gene Ontology annotation, molecular function: protein binding.